CCUGGCGCGCCAGCUGACAGGGCUGAUAGCAGACAGGGUGACAGCUGACUCGCCUUGCGCCUCCUCCCACCUGCCGGGCUCAGGGCUGAUGGUUCCCGGCUUGGCGAAGUGACCCUCGCAGCAACAGCUCUCUCCAUCGGUCGCCGGUUUCAGGGCGCCUCGCGGACCAUGUUUUCCAACCCGCUGAGGUGGGGCUCCCAGAGCUCCUACCACCAGGUGGCCGGGGGACUGGAUGCGCAGAAAUGCAGUCCAGAGAAAAGUGCUUCACUCUUCAGUAAGGUGACAUAUUCCUGGUUCAGCAGAAUAAUUAUCUUAGGCUAUAAAAAACCUUUGGAAAGAGAAGAUCUUUUUGAACUAAACGAAAGUGAUUCCUCUUAUAUUGUGUGUCCCAUCUUUGAAAAACAAUGGAGGAAGGAAGUUUUAAGGCAUCAAGAAAGACAAAAAGCACAGGUGUCUAUUCAUAAAGAGUCGCAUGCCGGGAAACCGUCUCUACUUUAUGCACUGUGGAACACAUUUAAGUCUGUCUUGAUUCAAGUUGCUUUAUUCAAAGUGUUUGCUGAUAUUUUGGCCUUCAUCAGCCCACUCAUAAUGAAGCAAAUGAUCAUUUUCUGUGAACACACUUCAGAUUUUGGCUGGAGUGGCUAUGGCUAUGCGGUGGCACUUUUUGCUGUCGUCUUUUUGCAAACCCUGGUUCUUCAGCAAUAUCAGCGUUUCAACAUGCUCACCUCUGCCAAAAUCAAAACAGCUGUAAUUGGAUUGAUCUACAAAAAGGCUCUCCUGUUAUCAAAUGUUUCUAGAAAACAAAAUUCUACUGGGGAAAUUAUUAACUUAAUGUCAGCAGAUGCCCAGCAGCUCAUGGAUUUGACAGCAAACCUCAAUCUCCUUUGGUCAGCUCCAUUUCAAAUCCUGAUGGCCAUAUCACUCCUCUGGCAGGAGCUGGGUCCUGCAGUAUUAGCAGGCAUGGCAGUCCUGGUGCUUGUCAUACCAAUAAAUGCUUUAGUGGCAAUUAGAGUGAAAAAGCUGAAGAAAAGCCAAACGAAGAACAAAGAUAAACAAAUAAAACUACUCAAAGAAAUCUUACAUGGAAUUAAGAUUCUGAAACUUUAUGCGUGGGAACCUGCCUAUAAAGAUAAGAUUAUCAAAAUUAGAGAUCAGGAAUUGGAGUUUCAAAAAUCAACUAGGUAUCUUGCUGUAUUUUCUAUGCUGACAUUAACUUGUGUUCCAUUCUUGGUGUCUCUGGCUACUUUUGGCAUCUAUUUCUUACUGGAUGAAGAAAAUAUUUUAACAGCCACUAAAGUGUUCACAUCUAUAUCGUUGUUUAAUAUUUUGAGGAUUCCUCUGUUUGAUUUACCAGUAAUAAUCUCAGCUGUGGUCCAGACAAGGAUAUCACUGGGCCGUUUGGAAGACUUUCUCAACUCUGAGGAGAUUCUUCCUCAGAAUAUCGAAACAAACUAUGCAGGAGAUUAUGCCGUUGGAUUCACAAAUGCUUCUUUUUCCUGGGAGAAAGCAGGGAUUCCAGUACUAAAAGACUUGAACGUAAAGAUUCCAGAGGGAGCUUUAGUGGCUGUGGUUGGGCAAGUUGGCUCUGGAAAGUCAUCUGUGCUGUCUGCCAUUCUAGGGGAAAUGGAGAAGCUCACAGGAGUAGUCCAAAAAAAGGGCUCUGUGGCUUAUGUUUCCCAGCAGGCCUGGAUUCAGAAUUGCACUUUGCAAGAAAACAUUCUCUUUGGCUCCACCAUGCAGAAGCAGUUUUAUGAGCAAAUUUUGGAAGCCUGUGCUCUCGUUCCUGAUUUGGAGCAGUUACCAAAUGGAGAUCAAACUGAGAUUGGAGAAAGAGGAGUGAACAUAAGUGGUGGCCAGAAGCACCGAGUCAGUCUGGCCAGAGCUGUCUACAGCGGGGCCGACAUCUACCUCUUGGACGAUCCCUUGUCUGCUGUUGAUGUCCAUGUUGGAAAGCAGCUUUUUGAAAACGUGAUAGGAUCCUCAGGUCUUUUGAAAAACAAGACUCGUAUUUUAGUGACACACAACCUCACACUUUUGCCACACGUGGAUCUUAUUGUUGUCAUGGAAAAUGGCCGAGUUGCCCAUAUGGGGACACACCAAGAGCUGGUGUCUAAAAGCAAAAACCUCACUAAUUUCCUUCAGGUCUUCAGUGACAAAGAGGAUGCACAUGCAUCAAAGCGAAUCAAUGUAAUCGACUCCAAAACUAUACUGGAAGAUCAAAUUCUGGAGCAAAAAGAUAGGCCAUCAUUGGAUCACAGAAAACAGUUUUCAAUGAAAAAGGAAAAGAUUCCUGUUGGUGGGGUGAAGUUUUCAAUCAUUGUGAAGUACCUCCAGGCCUUUGGCUGGCUUUGGGUGGGGCUGAUUGUGGCCACUUACUUAGGGCAGAAUUUGAUGAGCAUUUGUCAAAAUCUGUGGCUUAGUGCCUGGACAAAGGAAGCAAAACACAUGACUGAGUUUACAGAAUGGAAGCAGAUCAGAAGCAAUAAACUUAGUAUCUAUGGAUUAUUGGGACUAAUACAAGGUCUCUUCGUCUGCUCUGGAGCCUAUGUUCUCAGCAGAGGAUCCCUGGCUGCCUCACGAACAGUGUACACUCAGCUGUUGAAUGAUGUACUACAUCUCCCCCUCCAGUUUUUUGAAACCAACCCCAUAGGCCAGAUCAUCAGUCGAUUCACCAAGGAUAUGUUUGUAGUUGAUAUGCGUUUCCAUUACUACUUACGGACCUGGUUGAACUGUACACUGGAUGUUAUUGGAACAGUUUUGGUCAUUGUGGGAGCUUUACCACUCUUCAUACUGGCUGUUAUUCCCUUAAUUAUCUUCUAUUUCACCAUUCAAAGAUACUAUGUGGCAAGCUCACGACAGAUUCGACGAUUGGCAGGAGCGUCUCGCUCUCCUAUUAUUUCCCACUUUGGAGAGACCUUGUCAGGGGUGUCUACUAUCAGAGCAUUUGGACACGAACAGAGGUUCAUCCAGCAAAACAAAGAGGUGGUGAAUGAGAACUUGGUCUGUUUCUACAAUAACGUAAUUGCAAACAGGUGGCUGUCUGUUAGGCUUGAAUUUCUUGGCAACCUGAUGGUGUUCUUUGCUGCAUUGCUUGCUAUGCUGGCUGGCAAUUCCAUAGAUUCAGCAAUAGUUGGUUUGUCUAUAUCCUAUGCCCUAAAUAUUACUCACUCUCUGAACUUUUGGGUAAGGAAGGCAUGUGAAAUUGAGACCAAUGCUGUCUCCAUUGAAAGAAUUUGUGAAUAUGAAAAUAUAGAGAAAGAGGCACCAUGGAUAAUGCCUAGAAGGCCUCCAUCACAAUGGCCCAGUAAAGGAAUAGUGGAAUUUGUGAAUUAUCAGGCCCGGUAUCGAGACGAUCUUGGCUUAGUAUUACAAGAUAUCACUUUCCAGACUCAUGGGGAAGAGAAGAUUGGAAUUGUGGGAAGGACUGGAGCAGGCAAGUCAACACUGUCGAACUGCUUAUUUAGAAUUGUGGAGGGGUCAGGAGGCAAAAUUAUUAUUGAUGGUAUUGACAUAUCCACUAUUGGACUCCAUGAUCUUCGUGGCAAACUUAACAUCAUCCCACAGGAUCCUAUUUUGUUUUCUGGAACCCUGCAGAUGAACCUGGAUCCCCUCGACAAGUAUUCGGAUAGUGAGCUGUGGGAAGUGCUGGAACUGUGCCACUUAAAGGAGUUUGUGCAGUCCCUUCCUGGGAGGCUGCUUCAUGAGAUUUCCGAGGGCGGUGAAAACCUCAGCGUUGGGCAACGGCAGCUCGUCUGUCUGGCCCGUGCUUUGCUUCGUAAAACAAAAAUUCUCGUCUUGGAUGAAGCAACAGCCUCCGUGGACUUGGAGACUGAUCACGUGGUGCAGACCACGCUCAGGAAGGAGUUUUCCGACUGCACCGUCCUGACCAUCGCUCACAGACUCCGCUCCAUCAUUGGUUGCGACAGGGUCCUUGUUCUUGAUUCUGGAAGGAUUAUAGAAUUUGAAACACCACAGAAUUUGAUACGUCAGAAAGGACUUUUCUUUGCAAUGACAACAAAAGCUGGACUAACACAGGACUCAGAGACAAAAAAUAAAUUUCUUUAACUUUAUGUUGAUUAUACACUCAAAAAAUACCUAAGUACAUUAACAUUUAAAAAAUAAUGAUAGCAGAGAAAUUCAUGAAAGCAGACCCCUGGCUACUGGUUGGCCCACAUAACAAUGACCCCUCUGGUUUCUAACCUUCCUGGGUUGUACCCAGAUUUCUCUCGUCCAUUCAUGCCUGCCUUCUGCACAUGGCCCAACUUAACCUUUAAAUCCAUAAUAUCAUUCACAAGUCACCUCUUCAAUCAAAUGUCCCCAGACUCCUACCCACCUCACUCCACCCUCAUCUCCUGUGAGCUUCCUAACCCCAUACACUUAUAUUUAUCAUGGCAGGACCAUGUUUUAAUACUUUGAGUCUAUUUCCUCCCCACUCCCAUCCCCUUGAAGGCUAGUGUCCACUUUUAAUUGUCUUUGUAUAUGAGGCUCCUAGCACAGCACCCCUCAUACUGUGGAUACCGAACUCAUGUUUACAAAAUAAUGACUAGGCAUUUUAGAGUAAUAUGAUGUAAACACCAAUAUUCAUACAUGGUAUGUGUUGAGUUACUGUGCAGUUUAUGAAUUGAUGCAGGAAAACGAGAAAGAAUAAGUUAUUCAGCUGCUUUUUCAAAAAGGAAUCUCUAUAUUAAGAUCUAUUUUAUUUUAGAAUGUUUUAUAAUAUUUUUACUGUUUGAGUAAGAAAACACAAAUAUUUUCUAUAGAAUGUCGUUUGGCUGGAUGGACCUCAGUGAGCUGUGUGUUAUAGGUAAUAUAUUCAUGAGAACAUUGUUGAUUGGUAGUACUCUCUGAUCUUAAAGGGCUUUUUCAUCUCGCAGUUUUAUGUAAUAAAAGCAACACAUGUCUGAAUAGCCCUUCAAAUUUAAAGUGCUCAAAUUUCAGAUAUUUUCCUUUCAAAAGGAUUUUCAUAAAGGAUUUUAACAUGUUCUUGAAGGCUCAUCAACCAUUUCUUUCAUUCUCCUUUUCUCCUUUGUGUGCAAUCUUACUAUAUUACCUAAAAGUGUUUUUCGAAAAUUAGUAUCCACAGGGGAUUGGUUCCAAGAACUCUGUGAAUACCCACAUUUAUGGUUGUUCAAGUCCCUUAUAUAAAUGUUGUAGUAAGUAUAUAUAUCACAUAUGCACAUCUUCCUGUAUGCUUUAAAUCAUCUCUUGAUUAAAUGUUAUAUAACAGUUGUUGUACACUGUUAUUUAGGGAAUACUGAUGAGAAAAGAUGAGUGUGUACAUGUUCAGUACAUAGUUUUUUGUUUGUUUGUUUGUUUUUUUAGAAUAUUCUCCAUCUGUGUUUGGUUGAAUCCAAAGAUAUAGAACCUGCAGAUACCAAAGGCUAUUAUCUAAAGUCUUUUCCUGUUAGAAUGUAAGAUAACUUGAAGUGUUGUCCUGUUUUUGUAAACCCUAUCACUAAAUAAAUAUCUGUGAAAUUGCAUUAUAAGGGGGGUAUAGAGAUAUUUAAUUGAUAUGAAUUAAAAGGUGUUUUCUCUAUAUCUACAGUUUUAGUAAAUUAGAGACUCUUUGUAAAUUUAAAAUCUAAUGGGAAAUCAGCAAUAGCCUGGAAAAAAAGUACUUUUUCCCACACAGUGGAACUUGAUACUACUAUGAAUAUAAAUGUAUAAAAGCUGCAAACAUGAUGACGCAUACAAUAUUGACAGGAGCUACCCACAAAGGAAUAUUGUUAACUGGUUCCAUGUUUCCAUUUACAUAAAAGUUAAAAUAAAAAGGAAAUGCUUAUCUAAAUUAGCAGGAGUAGGGAUACCAGUUAUCCUUGGUGGGUAGGGGUGAUGACAAGCACAGGGUGGGCUUCUGGCGUAAUGGGUGUUUUGUUUCUUUUCCUGAGUGUAAGCAUCAGUAGAAUCUGAAAAAUCAUACAGCUUUGCAUUUAGAAUCGGUAUAGUUUCCUGUGCAUGCACCAUAAACAUAUAUAUUAGCUUUAUAAUUACUUCUUAUCAUAUACAACAUAUGUAGGGAAAGAAAGUAAAAGUUUUUUAAAAAGGAAAAAAUGACUAACAGCAAGGGACAGGCAUUUGGCCUAUUGGUAAGGAUGCCUGCUUCCAUUUUGAAUUUGGGUUUAACUUCCCACUCUGGCUCCCAAAUCCAGCUUCCUGCAAAUAUGGAGCACAGUUCAAGUAAUAACUUGGAUCCCUAUUCACCCUACUAGGAGAACUAGAUUGAGUUCCUGGCUCAUAGCAUUGGUUUUCUUGGCCAAUGUGGUCAUUAGGGAGUGAGCCAACAAAUGUUAGCUCUGUCUCUCUGUCUCUGACUCUCAAAUUAAAAAAAAAUAAAAUAAAAACUUAAGGAAAG
Messenger RNA from Oryctolagus cuniculus (rabbit), 6352 nucleotides. RefSeq names its product ATP-binding cassette sub-family C member 1. Gene Ontology annotation, molecular function: ABC-type transporter activity; ATP binding; ATP hydrolysis activity. The record is from RefSeq and is a predicted model, not a curated record. Gene Ontology annotation, biological process: transmembrane transport. Gene Ontology annotation, cellular component: membrane. Lineage: Eukaryota; Metazoa; Chordata; Mammalia; Lagomorpha; Leporidae.